Messenger RNA from Lineus longissimus, 4722 nucleotides. Its product is annotated as protocadherin Fat 4-like. The record is from RefSeq and is a predicted model, not a curated record. The transcript is spliced from 19 exons. NCBI's taxonomy places the organism in Eukaryota, Metazoa, Nemertea, Pilidiophora, Heteronemertea, Lineidae. Gene Ontology annotation, biological process: homophilic cell-cell adhesion. Gene Ontology annotation, cellular component: catenin complex; membrane. The coding region runs from base 33 to 4475 and encodes 1480 amino acids. Gene Ontology annotation, molecular function: calcium ion binding; cadherin binding.
CGAGGACCUUGCAUUGACGGUUAACAUCGGCCAUGCAUGUGGUAUUGUUGUCUACGCUGUUUCUUUCUGUUCUGUUAGAUGAAGUCAAAGCUUUCUGCCCAAAUUGUGACAUUCAAUUGACUUCCUUCACACCCACGGUGCCAGUCCUACCCGUCGGUUCAGCAAUACUUUACACGUUUGGACUAACCAUAAAGAACCUGGAGACUGGAGGAGCUGUCAACAAAAGGAUCGAUAAAGUCAACACGCCGAAUGAAAACUAUAAGCUGACACUCUUCUAUUCCAAUUUCGAUGUGAAUGCUGUUGGGAUAGGCAGCAACUCCAUUACCCAGACCCCUGGCCAGACGACCACAAUUCCUGUCUUCAAGACACCUGGAGCAGCACUGGUAGGCCUCAACACUCAGGCUGAGCUGAAGGUCGAAGGCGAAGGUACCCUUACAAUCCCCGCCGCAGAAUGCUCUCUGGUGCGGUUUGUCUGUCUGUUUGUAGAGCCUGGCUCAGGGGCGGACUGGUCGGAUUCGAAUGCAGCGGAUAACUAUCGUUGCCAAGAUGUGAAGUCAUCUAUCACAAAAUGUGGAGUCGAUAUUAUCGGCACCAACUUUGCGAUGAACGUUGGGAACCCUGUGGUGAAAUCAGGCAAAGCCACCAGCCUCGGCUUUGACAUCGUGGUCAAGAACAAUGCCCCAGUUGGCUCAGGUGCCGACAUCAACGCCGCCGCUGGAGCAAACUUUGCAGUGGACCUCUACUUCGCACAGGCUGACAUAUCGGUUACCCGAGCAACGAUUAAAACUGUUGCCUUUCCUGCUUCUACUACGGGCGACCUGACCGCUGCACUGGCCCCUGGUUCCUCGACGGCUCUGUACCCUAUGACGGCCACAGCUACCAUUCCUGCAGUUGACUGUCCAAAAUACACAUGGGCGUGUGCAUGCGUCAAGAAAGGAAACGCUGCGGCCUACGACGACCUUGACGUCACAAAUAAUUGUCAGUGUCUGGCUGCGACAAGUCUCAUAUCUUGUCCUCCAGACGUAAACAUAGUUUCGGUCACCCCUACGGGCGCAGCAGUAAUUGAUGAUUACACUACCCCUGUAGGAAGUGCGGCUGACUUUGGCGUGGACGUGAAAAUAAACAACGUGGCAGCUGCAGGCAUAGAAAACAACAUCGUCGCUGCUGUCGGUAGCGACAGGAACUAUAUACUCUCACUUAAGUUGACAGAUGCGAACCUGAGGGCUGGUGGCACGGAUACCCUAGCUCUACCAGCUGGAAACAUCGCACUAACGCACCCGGCUACCGCUCAGCUCCAGGUUGGUCUUACAGCUGGUGGUCUCGGGGCAGCGGACCAGAAGGACUUAAGUGCCAUCGCCAAAAUGACAAUCCCCACUGCUAGUUGUAAAGCAGUGAAGUACCUCUGUACCACUGUAUCACAAGACCCGACGUCCACCUACCCUGCGGAGACAAACCUUGCUAAUAAUGUGAAAUGCGUUGACUUGGUAGCAUCGAGGAGGAAGAAUUGUAAACCAAAAUUUAACAACCUCGACAAGGUUAUCGACUGGCCAGAACUCUCUGCUGGUGUGAUAUACGACACUGACGCAUCUGAUCCGGACUCAGAUACGCUGACCUACUCCUUCGCCGCUGGUACUCUUGGGAUGUUUACCAUUAACUCUGCAGAUGGUAAAGUAUCUCUGACAACUCCUUUCGAUUUCGAAACUGGAACCAACCAGUACAAGUUGUUGACCCACGCAGACGACGGAAGGGGUGGUACAGCCACUGGGACACUGACCGUGAACGUAGUUGACGUAAAUGAACCUCCGGUGCUGACCCCCUCGGCUGCUGCGGUGAGCGUUGGGGAACACACUCAGGGCGAUAUCGGCAUGGCCAUCAGCAAGGUGGACCCCGACGUGUCUAAUGGUCAGGGAAUAACAUACUCAGUGCAGAAACCGGCUGGAGCACCCUUCACUGUGGACGCUAGUGGAAAUGUCAAGGUCAUAGCCCCAGGUCUUGACUACCGCAACCCUGGCUCUCAUACAUGGGUCCUUGAGAUCAUUGGCGUGGACAAAGGCAGCCCAGCGCCAGUAGUCAGGACAGGUACCACCCAGGUGACCGUGACAAUCACGGAUGAGCCUGAUCAACCUAAGAUCAGUGGUAUGCCUGCGACUGUCAGCAUCAAGGAGAACGUUACUGAUGGACCCACAGAGAUAUUCAAGGUUGUAGCCACAGAUCCCGACGGCGAUUCACUGACAUACGUGCUGCAGGCCUCGCCUCUGGAUGGGAAGUUCAGGAUGGAUCCUUCAGACCACACGAAAAUUCAAUUCACAGCCAACCCAGCCUUCAACUACGAGAAACAAAAGCAGUACAAGCUGACCGUGUUCGUGAUGGACGGCACCACCAAGGCUGCGAUGGGAGAGCUCACAGUUAUCAUCAUCGACAUACCAGAGAAACCACGCUUUCUCAACCUACCAAACAAGGCUUAUAUCCCUGAACACCAGUUUCAUGGUUGUCAAAUUUUCGAGGUGCUUGCAGUUGACGACGAAAACGACCCGAUAAACAUCAAGAUGGAUGUCUUUCAUCACAAUUCCGGCAAUACAAAGUUUGAAAUCGACAAAUGGGGCUCCGUGAGGACGACCUACAACAACUGCCUUAACCAUGAGAUAGAUCCUUACUACAUCGCCAACAUCACAGCAUGCGACAUGACAGGCUGUGCCGUAGCCAAUCUGACCAUCUACGUGGAGGACUGGAUCGAACCGCCCAUCUUUAACCCACAGUUUUACGCUCUCGUCCUCAAGGAGUCACAGAGCACCAUUGUACCACUACCGAUCGACGUGACCAGGCUGGUGACAGACCCUGACCACAAAGACACACGGAGCUGCUCCAUAGCCUCCUCUACCUUCAGCUCUUUCAUACGAUCUACGGGAGGCUGUACCAUCUAUCUCAACAAGGCGCUUGACUAUGACCGCUAUGAUCCUCCUCAUCACUUCACUGCGGACAUAUGCGCCGCAGACAGCAAGGGCCUGACAACGUGCCUUCUCCUCCACAUCUAUGUCACAAACGUGGACGACGAGGCACCCUUCUUCACCCCAAACACAUACUUGGCGACGAUCCCAGAGAAUUCAACAGGUCAGACCUUGAUACUUACAAUGACCUGUUUCGACAUGGACCUGGGUAUCUACGGUGAAGUCAGGACAUGGGUAGACCCAUCCAACGCCAUAGCUCACAGAGACUAUGAAGCCAAGCUUCUGGGCCGCACGCACCAGCAGCGCCUUGCCCACAAAAACUUCAUAGAAAUCCGUGUCCGAAAUCAGCUCGACAUUGAGAAGUACUCAGUCAUCACGUUCAAGGUUUUUGCAGCUUCUCCAAGCCAAACUGGCUUCGCUACCGUCACUAUUUACAUCAGUAAUAUCAAUGAUAAUAAACCAAAAUGGAACAAGACAUUCUAUAAUUGGGAAACGUCUAUCUAUCGACACCUGGGACACGUUGUUGGAUCUGUCCACGGAUAUGAUCAAGAUAUCAUUUACAAUCGGGUCUUCUACUACCUUGUGAAAGAUAGCAUUGAGUUCUCCCUGGACUCCGUGACUGGGGAAGUGAUACACAAGAUCCAGCAUGUCCUGCAAUCCUAUCAUAGAUACGUCAUCCGAGCUUACAUCAAGGAUAGCGACCCAGCCCACGACCAAGGAGGGGUGGCCACAAUAAGGAUUGAUACAUACGUUGACAAAGACGUGCUGACAAACUGGACGAGUUGCAACAGCGUCAAGUAUUACAAGAAUGAGACGAACAAGCAGCAGUUCUUAGUAGGCCUUCGGAAAAUGUGUUCUCCAUGCGUUCCAAGGAUACAUGACAUUCUUAACGACAGCAACGGGAAACCAAUUAUUCUCCUCUACUUCCUCACCGAUGACACUACAGAAUACCACCGUCAUGUCGAACUGGUCAAGCAGUACGUUUCACCAGAAGUCCUCAUGGCCAACUUCACGAGAGAUCUCGUCGAAACACCGCGAGAGUUUGUGAACAACGCCAGCAGCGAGAUUGCAAAGGAUUGCAUAGAGAAGAUUACGUGGUACAAGUACCCGGAUCCAAAACACAACUGGAUUCUGGACACUGUUGAAGGGAACGUUAUCCUUGGUAUCAUUCUAAGCAUCGGGCUGACAGGUUUGCUGACUGCUUUGAUAUGUGCCUUGCAAAAAGCAUUUCAUCACAGAGCUAAUUACGGCUUGGAUGGAACACCAGUGAAAGGGGAGAAGACAGUGAGUAAGUCUGAUGUCUACGUCAUGUCAGAUGACCCAAAUGUGAUGGAUUUUAGAUACAAUAACAAGCCACUUGUUCCUGCCUCAACCCACACAGACGUGAUGCCCGACCUUCCUGGAACGCCUACUCCACCCGACUCCGAGCUUCCAACGCCCAUUGGCAGCCGGCUGGCAUCAGGGAACGCGAAUGGUGAAAUACCCUCGAGGUCUCCACUGGCUGGACGAGUAACUCCAUCGGCCAGAUGAUGAUAUCGCCAAGGAAACGACCAAGGCCAUUCAUGGUCACCUACUUGUACAGAAAUUAUUGAUUGCCUAGUGACGGUUGAACAUAUUUUUUUGUAAUGAUGCACACAGUUGUGAAUUAUCAAUGCAUACGCAUAUAUUUUUUGGGAGAAUUUUCACCACAAAAAUCGAUUUAUCUUGUAACUGCGUGUUAUAUCGGGAACUCAGUUCAUCAUAUUUGUAGAUACUUUAGAUUAUGUUGUGGGUAAUA